Messenger RNA from Cucumis melo (muskmelon), 1144 nucleotides. Its product is annotated as 2-hydroxyisoflavanone dehydratase-like. The record is from RefSeq and is a predicted model, not a curated record. The transcript has 2 exons. Gene Ontology annotation, molecular function: hydrolase activity. Bases 119 to 1030 code for a protein of 303 amino acids. Lineage: Eukaryota; Viridiplantae; Streptophyta; Magnoliopsida; Cucurbitales; Cucurbitaceae.
AGCUUCAUCCACGUUAAAAUCUCAGCCACUUCUUAUAUUUAUUUACAACUUUCAAACCAAACCACCCUUUGUUUUCUUCUCCUUAUUCUUCUUCUUCUUCUUCUUUACCUCACUAACAAUGGCUUCUUCAACAAACAAAAACAACGAAGUAGCCUUCGAUUUAUUUCCCUUCUUAAGAGUCUACAGUGACGGUCGCGUCCAACGACUCAUGAUCACCUCCGAUUUUGUUCCUGCCGACGCCGACGAUCCCAAAUCUCCUUUCCGAUCAAAAGACGUCACCAUCUCGACAGAUCCUGCUGUGUCGGCUCGUGUUUUCAUCCCCUCCUCCGCUGAUCCAAAUCAAAAGCUGCCCCUCCUCUUGUACGUCCACGGUGGAGCCUUCUGCAUCGAAUCGGCUUUCAAUUUGCAGUACCACCAGCACGUGGGCUCUCUUGCUGCCGAGGCCAACGCCGUUGCGGUCUCCGUUGAGUACCGCCUUGCGCCGGAGCAUCCGAUCCCCGCCUGCUACGACGACUGUUGGGAUGCUUUACGGUGGGUUGCGGCACAUGUGAACAGAGAUGGUUUAGAGCCAUGGCUAAACACAUAUGUGGAUUUCAACCGUAUCUGUUUAGCUGGUGACAGUGCCGGUGCAAACAUCUGCCAUUACUUGGCUGCUCGAGCAAGUUCGUCGUCAGAGGAACUGGGUGGAGCAAAGGUGGUGGCAAUGGCUUUGAUUCACCCAUUUUUCGGUGAUGGGAGAGAGGAUAGGUUGUGGAAGUAUCUAUGUUCGGAGACAAGGUUAGUGAGACCAACCAAAGAGGAAUUGGCAAAGAUGGGUUGUAAGAGAGUGAAGAUCUUUUUGGCAGAAAAUGAUUUCUUGAAGUUUGGUGGAAGGAAUUACGAUGAGGAUUUGAAGAGGAGCGGGUGGAAUGGGGUGGUGGAGACGGUGGAGCACGGCGGAGAAAAUCAUGUGUUUCAUUUGAAGAAUCCAGAGAGUGAAAAUGCUGUUGAUUUGUUGGAAAAAUUAGCCUUUUUCAUUAACUUAGAUUAAUGUGGUUGGGAGAGAUUUUGACAUGAUUAAAAUCACUUUUAUGGUGAAAAUCAUUUUGCUUUGAAAUAAUCAUGUUGACAAAAUAAAUAAAUAAAACUACCUAUUAAAAAUAAA